CCGCACCCGUCUUCUCCAGUUCUCUCCCUCCCAGUGCCCCCUUUCUCUCUCCAGAUCUCACCCGCCAUGGACCUCCUCGACGCGGGCCACCGCCACGCCGCCCCCGCCGCCGACAUGGACGGCGCCGUGGCCUCCGCGCUCCCGCUCGCCGGCGCCGCGUACCAGCCCUACGUAUCCGAGCUUCUCUCCUUCUCCAUCGAGCGCCUCCACAAGGAACCGGAGCUGCUGCGGGUGGACGCUGAGCGGGUGCGGCGGCAGAUGCAGGAGGUGGCAGUGGAGAACUACGCCGCCUUCAUCGCGGCGUCCGAGGCGCUCUCCUUCGUCCGCGCGCAGCUCGAGGGAUUCGACAGCCACCUCGAGGCCCUGAUAGAGGAGAUACCAAAUUUAACGUCUGGCUGCACUGAGUUUGUUGAGUCAGCACAGCAAAUUUUGGAAGAGAGGAAGCUCAAUCAAACAUUACUAGCCAAUCAUAGUACCUUGCUUGACUUGCUUGAAAUCCCACAACUGAUGGACACGUGCAUACGGAAUGGGAACUAUGAUGAGGCACUUGAUCUAGAAGCUUUUGUAAGCAAAAUUUCAAAGUUGCACCCUGAUUUACCUGUUAUCCAAGGAUUAGCUGCUGAAGUCAAGAAGACAGUACAAUCACUAAUUUCUCAGCUUCUCCAGAAACUUCGAUCAAAUAUUCAGUUACCUGAGUGCCUCCGUAUUGUAGCACAUUUGCGUCGAAUUGGAGUUUUCAGUGAAUCAGAAUUGCGCUUACAGUUCUUGAGGUGCAGGGAAGCUUGGCUUUCUGGGAUUCUUGAAGAUCUGGACCAAAGGAAUGUUUAUGAUUACCUGAAAGGCAUGGUGACUUGCCACAGGGUGCAUCUAUUUGAUGUUGUUAAUCAAUACCGGGCAAUAUUCAACAAUGACAAAUCUGGGAAUGAGGAGAACUAUGAUGGCGGGCUGCUUUUCAGCUGGGCAAUGCAACAAGUUAGUAAUCACCUCACAACUCUUCAAGUUAUGUUACCAAACAUAACUGAAGGUGGGUCUCUGUCCAACAUUCUUGAUCAAUGCAUGUAUUGUGCAAUGGGUCUUGGCCUAGUUGGGUUGGAUUUCCGUGGCCUACUUCCACCAAUCUUUGAAAAUGCGGUUCUAAAUUUAUUCUCAAAGAAUAUGAGUACGGCAGUUGAAAAUUUCCAGGUUGUUUUGGAUUCACACCGGUGGGUUCCGAUGCCAUCUGUUGGCUUCGUAGCAAAUGGAGUUGUGGAUGAGACUUCUGAUGAUGUGACUCCACCUUCCGUUUUAAUGGAGCAUCCACCUCUUGCAGUGUUUGUUAAUGGUGUUUCAGCAGCAAUGAAUGAGCUGAGACCAUGUGCGCCAUUGAGCUUGAAACAUGUUCUUGCUCAGGAGGUGGUGAAGGGAUUACAAGCAGUUUCUGACUCCCUAGUUAGAUACAAUGCCAUGCGGAUGCUGCGUGGGAAUGAGUCCGCUCUUUUCCUUUCACUCUGCCAGGCAUUUAUCGAGGUCGUACACCCUUAUUGUGCCGCAUGUUUUGGCCGAUGCUACCCGAACGGAGCAACACUGAUCACAGAGUGCCAGAGCACAUUCAACGGUGUCAGCCAGCUACUGACUGUACCCGCAAGAUCAAACAGUUCUAGCAUUGAAAGAAGGCAAUCAGGAGGCAUCGACAGAAAGCAGUCAGGGAACAUCGAAAGGAAGCAGUCGGGGAGCAUCGAACGAAGGCAGUCGGGAGGCAUUGAACGAAAGCAGUCCAUUGAGAGCGCUGGGUCAACCGUCACCGAUAAUGGGCUACCAACUGAUGGAUCAGUGUCAGAGGUCAACAGUGAUGCUGCAACCCCAGCCUCAGCAGUUCAGGAUGGUGCGCAAACCAGUCCUCCAUCAAGCAAGUAGCUUGGAUCUCUGUUCUUGGAAUCUACUGAGGUCCUUCAUCAAGGCCUGGUUUUCUUCAACCAGAGAGGAUACUGCUGCAAAGCGCAGAGUUGCAUUGGUCGAGUUUGGAUCAGUGUUGCUGUCGCUCCUACAGUGUAUACAAGCUUCUCAUCACCAGAUAUUUGUAUCUUGAUUUGUACAACAGUCAAAUCUUUAGCCGUUCAUUGUUACUUGCGAUCCCAUACCUAGAUCUUGUAGAGUGUUCCACAACCUGAACAAUAAUCUGAUAGUACGAACUGUGCUGGCUGCAUUGUUGACUGCACAUUUUCUUCAAAUUGAAGAGCUGAUAUGGAUUCCAUCCUUGUAAAA
Setaria italica (foxtail millet) is the source of this 2241-nucleotide messenger RNA. Its product is annotated as conserved oligomeric Golgi complex subunit 8. The transcript is spliced from 12 exons. Gene Ontology annotation, cellular component: COG complex. Bases 67 to 1893 code for a protein of 608 amino acids. NCBI's taxonomy places the organism in Eukaryota, Viridiplantae, Streptophyta, Magnoliopsida, Poales, Poaceae. Gene Ontology annotation, biological process: intra-Golgi vesicle-mediated transport. The record is from RefSeq and is a predicted model, not a curated record.